Messenger RNA from Penicillium paradoxum, 4800 nucleotides. RefSeq lists its product as uncharacterized. NCBI's taxonomy places the organism in Eukaryota, Fungi, Ascomycota, Eurotiomycetes, Eurotiales, Aspergillaceae. The record is from RefSeq and is a predicted model, not a curated record. The transcript is spliced from 2 exons. The coding region runs from base 1 to 4800 and encodes 1599 amino acids.
AUGGGGGUCAACACCCGCAGACCGAUGCUUCCCGCCCCCACAGAAUCCAUCAUCGAUACGGGGGAUAGCGCAACGGGCACAGAUCUGGCAACUGACAUUUCUCGCCGCACAGACAAAACGUCGUACUCUAUCCCAGACGACGGUAGCCCCAUCACUGUCCCCACUCGGCGACAGCGGGACCGCGACGAGAAACUGUCUCGUUCUCACCACGAUUCUCAUACCUCAUUACUCAUCGAGUAUUUCGAGGGCGGGAAAGGCACCAGCGGAAUUGUCUCCCGUCCCUCCGUGCGAGUACGUGUGACACCUUCGUCGGCGAGGAAAUCGAGAGACAGGAAAGAUCAUUUCCAAAUUACCGAAACAAGCGGCAGCCACAGCCACAAGCCCUCGUACACACACCGAAUAUCUCUACCAACGCCAUCCGAUCAAAAACAAAUAGAGUCGGGCCCGGCGGAUGAUCAAAGCGUUGACUCCGAUUCAGCUGAGGAGGACAGUCCACUAUCAUCACGUCGCGAGGGUGUCGAUAUCGAAUUUGUGAACCGCGGAGACAGCGAGAUGUCUACCCUUUCGCAAGAUACCCGCUAUAUGCCCACCACAUCCGAAGUCUCGUCUAUGCCGCCGGAAAGCAUGAUCAACGCCUCGUCGACAGGCCCCAGGCGGAAACGCAGCCAGAGUCUGGAGCGUGGCUCGCCCCAUGAAGAGAAGGGUUUGCUUAAGACCCCCCACCGACAGAGAAGUCGAAGUUUGAGCACGGAGCGGAUUGCCCAUCGCGUGGCAGAAAAACUCGCCGAAUCGCCGCAAGAGGCUUCGAGCGGCAGGCAUAGAAGCAAAGGCGGCAUGGAUUACCUCGACGCUGAACCAAGAUUAUCCCGUCGCCGAAGGCACAAGUAUGCGGACGAAGAUAUGAUCAGUGCAGAAUCGAGUCUUCUCAGCGGAUCUGCAGUCUCUUCGAACCUCAGGUCCGAUCAGUAUUCGGUUCGCUCUGGUGCAUCCAAGUCGUCUAUCAACAACCCAAAGUUGCUUGAGACGGUCGAGGAUGCAAUCAGGAGACUCAUCCUACCAGAGUUGAAGGAGCUCAAGAAGGACCAGAAAGUUAUGACCAACAAGAGCAAAUUCGAGCAUGACAUGGCGACACCUCACUCGUCCGGCACUAGCUCCAGAGAUGAGCUGGGCCGGCGGCUUUCUAAACACGCCAGUGCACCAGAUAUCAUAAAGCCCAAGGUUGUCCUGAACAUGAACAGCAAAGAUGAGGGCAUUGUUCUUUCCCCCGAAGUCGUUCCACAAAACAAGGAACGCAAAUCAAGCAAAAGCAGUGAAACUUCCGAAAUGGCCGUGAGAUGGGCCAAUCGACCCGACUUCACCGAACAAGAUAAGAUCCGACGUCAGAGGAGCAGGGGUCUUCGCGAUGCCCAUGCCGCUGCACGGGUUGGCUCUGCUCUUACGGCAGCUUCUUUAAAACAUCACGACUCCAAUUCCAGUCUGGGUAAGAAGGAGCAGCGCCGCAAUAGUGGCUCUCGGAAGAGUGGCUCCCGUAAGAGCACAGAGAGUAUGAACUACAACGAAACCGAACUUGUCUUCCAGAAGCACAAUGUCGCCCCCAUGCCAAUGCACAGCGAGAUGGAUUCCGAGUUGACUAGAAAUUCUUUACUCUCCGAACGCACGGCAAGUCCCACUUCCGAGACGAGAGGCUCUUACUUCGAUGUGGCACGUGGAUCGCCGAGGCAGGCUGUAUCGCCAGCUUCUCGCACUCCCACCCGAAACUCUGUUGACUCGCGUUACGGGCUUGGAAUGCGCCACGGCAACCAGUCGCACCAUAACAUUUCAGUACACAGUGCCUCGGAUCGAGACCUGCAUGGCAGAAGUCAAUCUCCUGGAACUGAUGGUGGUAACUGGACAAUUGCGGCUGCCGCUGCAGCGAAUCUUCUUGACGCUGCUCACCCUGGACAUGACCAAACAGAAGACGACUACUAUAAUGAAGCUUCUGACCGUGGAUUAAGCCCCAUUCAGAGCAUCGGGAGUGAUCUCACUGAGACUCACCAUGGCCAUUAUCCGGUCCACGAUGAGCAUGCUGAUGAAAAGCACGAGAUUGAGUCUCGACUGUCCAUUGAGUCUUUGUCAUCGGCCCCAAGUACAAACUUGGCGAGAUCAACCCGCCUCGGCACCAGUGAUAAAAGUCAGAGCGGGAUUUUCAAGGACAACCCCGGCCUCGGAUACGAACAUUCGCGCCAGGGGUCUCAAGACCGUGACUACUAUGGCUACGAUCAGGACAGCAGACGCACUGUCGGAGAUCAAGACAGCGAAGUUGAUUUCAUGGACAAGGUCAAAGAAGGCCAGCGUGUGACAACCGGAAUUGCUGCUAAUCCUAAGUUCAUCCAUCCAAUUGCCGUCGAAUCCGCAGUUGCUUCAUUGAUGGAUCCUUCUGUCCUUGAGUCUCAGCUUUCCUCCGCAAAUCGGUCGCAAACAGAUCUAGGCCCACGACCAGGUAGCCGGAGUCCUGAAAAGCCUGCAAACGAAGGCUACCGCGGAAGCCCUUUGAAGCAACGUCAGGAUGCUUCCACUGCCGAUGAAACCUCGUUCCCGCGACGCAUGGGUGCUACAUCGCCUCCUCAGAGCGUCGCCCAGUCCUUUGACGAAAUGGACGAAUCGGUUAUGAUGCCUGCCGAUGACACGCGUGACGUGGAAAGCCCUCUUGCGGAUGCUGAAAGCCAACAAUCGGAGUCGGAAAUCAAUACCAAUCCGUCCAUCAUCCAGGGCCCCAUUGGCGGUGUGGCUCAGGGUGAUCAUUGGAGAUAUAACUCACGAUCUCCCCCAGUAGAACACUACUACGACACCCAGAUUGGUGGGUCUAAGGGUCUGAAUGCCGAACAACAAAUAGGGCUUGAUGCAGAAUACUACCAGACUGCCCAGAAUAUCUUUGGCGGCGAUGAUUACUCUUCCCACUCUGCGGACGUGCAACCGCGGCCAUUGUUCGGUACUCCACCUGGUGCCAAGGAUGAAGGCUAUGUUUCGGCUGCCAAUCCCAUGUCUCCCAGCAUCGGGACCUCGAAACAGGGUAGUCGAGGACUCGCAGGUGCAGAUGCCGCUGGAAUGGGUAGUUUCGACAGCCCUGCUGGGGCAGAUGAUUCGUUUGGCUCUGGUAAUGAACGUCACUUCAGUGGCUAUUCUCACGGGGUUGGCUCGCCUCUCUAUGACGGUGCCACUGGUCGAGGCAUCGAACGAAUUCAGUCCCAAGACAUUGUGGCUCUCAUGGACCAUCUGACUGUUCGUGACGCCCAGCGGAAUGCCAGAGAUACCGAAAUUCUGGUUACUCUAGUUCGAAGUGCCGCUGAAAUGCGCACCUCCUUCGAGCAGAUGAAGAGGUUCAUUGCCGAACAGGAUGAUCUGAUCAUGGAUACCAGCGACAGAGGACAUGAGAGGACUCACAAGGCGCUUGGUGGCCCCCGUCCACUGCCCUCCAGUGCUUCUCGGAACCGACAGCUGAAUACAGCUGAUGAAGAAGACAAGCGGAAGAACAUUUUCAAGCGUGCGCUCAAGGGAUUGAGUCUCAAGUCGGGAAAUGAUUUGGCUAAGAUCGAAGGCAUGCUUGAGCAGCUACUUGGCGAAGUUGAGGCCUUGCGGUCCGGACAAGAUGGAUUGAGCGUUCGUGGUGGCACCCGAAUGGGAAGCAUGGAGCUGACCGGGUAUGAAAUUCCCGGUCAAAACGGUGCUCCUAUCGAGACGAGCCGCUCUCCAUAUGGCUCCAGCUCUUCUCACCCGGCGAAUGAACAGCACAGAGAUUCAGAUCAGCGAGUCAGCACUGUCCAUGAAGUCGACGAAGACCUCGAGCUUGACGAUCGUGAUCAGUUCCUGACCUCGCACCUCCCUGUUCGUGACGCUGCUCGUCACGAGCGGUCUGGCUCACUGCCACUUGACACGCCUCCUCGCAAGCCGGUGGCUACCUCAGCGAACAGCACUGAGACCACCCCCAAGGCCGACAAGGCCCGCAAGCACAAGUCCAGCAGCUCUUCCAUUUUCCCCAAGUUCUCCCGCUGGUCCAAGUCCACUGCCACCUCUAUGGGGGACAACAUUCGCAACAGCAUCCAGCCUUCCCGCAAAGACCGUCCGCACUCUGACCAGUCACGAUCAGGAUCCGAUCUCGCCCCCCUUGGUGCCUACAAGGCCGACUACUAUGACCCCCAGGGAGAUGACCGAAUCCGAUCCACUUAUACCCUGGACGAUGAACAUGACGAGAACAGACCUCCAUCCCCAUUAGUGCCUUCCCAAGUAUCCGAGAUACCCAAGUACCGCGGCCAUCGAGGAAGCCUCGAGCUCCAGCACCCCCAACCUCGCCAAGGCCCAACUGGCCGCUACCAGUCCCGCCUCGAGACCGAAGCCCAGACCUACGCCAGCCCCGUCUCUCCCACCGGCUCAGACCAAUGGGAAUCCAACCCCAGCCUCUCCGCAGCCAAUCCCGCCCAACCCCGCAACAGCGGCGUCAGCGGCAACGCCCGUCUAUCCCCCAUCUCCGACGCAGGCUACUCGGAGACCAGCUCACGAAACACCGGCCCACCCCGUCCUCCCAAAGUCAAGGACGAUGGCCCUCUCAUUCCCGAGCGUCCACCCAAAGUACCAGAAGACGAAGAACAUUCCUACACCACCGACCGCGUCGUUUCCAGAAGCUCCGCCAUCCGUUCCCCUCCCACCCGCAAGCCAACAGGCCCGCGCCCCCUCACCUCCGGCGGCACCUACAGCCCCAGCAACCCCAAGCGAACCCGUUACCGAGGCAGUCCCGCGCAAAUCGAUUAUGACGAUGACCAAUAUUGA